UCAUUUAUUCCCUUGUUUUCCGUCAUUUCUCACUCCUAAAACAGAGUCCGGUUUCCGGUUUCCGGUUUCCGGUUUCCGCUUUUGAUCAUACCGACAUACCCCAUUUAAUAAACCUUUUAGCACACUGAUUAGUGUUUAAUUCUUUGUUUAUCUCUCCUUCCAUUCCAAAACCCUUUAUUACCCACUUUGCCCAACAGGAAAACACCAAUCCAUUCCCUUUCAUUCCUCAAACCCUUGAAACAAUUCCCAGAAAUUUGGUCUUUCAGAAAUGGAAAACAAUACACCACCUGCCACCCCUCUCAAACCCGGAUCAUCAUCCGGUUCAGGCACACUAGGCUGUCACCUCGGCCGACGCCUGGUCCAAAUUGGUGUACGAGACGUGUUCUCUGUUCCAGGCGAUUUCAACUUAACUCUGCUUGAUCAUUUAGUUGAUGAACCGGAGCUCAACUUAGUGGGUUGUUGCAAUGAGCUCAACGCCGGGUACGCCGCUGACGGGUAUGCGCGAGCAAAAGGCGUUGGCGCUUGUGUUGUGACGUUCACUGUUGGCGGGCUUAGUGUGCUUAAUGCUAUUGCUGGAGCUUAUAGUGAGAAUUUGCCUGUGAUUUGUAUUGUUGGUGGGCCUAAUUCUAAUGAUUAUGGGACUAAUAGGAUUUUGCAUCAUACUAUUGGGUUGCCUGAUUUUACUCAGGAGUUGCGCUGCUUUCAGACUGUCACUUGCUUUCAGGCGGUAGUGAACAACUUGGAUGAUGCACAUGAGCUGAUAGACACUGCAAUUUCAACUGCUUUAAAGGAAAGCAAGCCAGCUUACAUUAGUAUCGGGUGUAAUCUGCCUGGAAUUUCUCAUCCAACAUUUGCCAGGGAUCCUGUUCCAUACUUCCUUGCACCACAGUUGAGCAACCAGCUAGGCUUGGAAGCUGCAGUAGAAGCGACAGCUGAGUUUCUAAACAAGGCUGUGAAACCUGUCAUUAUUGGUGGACCGAAACUUAGGGUGGCAAAGGCCCAAAAAGCCUGUGUAGAACUUGCAGAUGCAUGUGGUUAUCCAAUAGCAGUCAUGCCAUCAGGUAAGGGGCUGGUGCCGGAACACCAUCCCCAUUUUAUUGGCACUUACUGGGGUGCUGUAAGCUCUAACUUUGUUGGUGAGGUGGUCGAGUCAGCUGAUGCUUAUGUUUUUGUGGGUCCCAUUUUUAACGAUUAUAGCUCAGUUGGGUAUUCGCUGCUGCUCAAGAAAGAAAAAACAAUUCUAGUGCAGCCUAACCGCGUUACUAUUGCUAAUGGUCCCUCAUACGGCUGGGUUUUCAUGGCCGAGUUCUUGAGUGCAUUGGCUAAGAAGCUAAAGAGGAACACCACAGCAAUGGAGAAUUACCAACGGAUAUAUGUUCCUCCUGGCAUGCCUUUGAAAUGUCAGAAGGAUGAACCGCUCAGAGUUAAUGUUCUCUUCAAGCAUAUCCAGGAUAUGAUUGAUGGAAAUACUGCAGUAAUUGCGGAAACUGGAGACUCGUGGUUCAAUUGUCAAAAGCUCCGACUUCCGGAAGGCUGCGGGUUUGAAUUUCAGAUGCAGUAUGGGUCAAUUGGUUGGUCAGUAGGUGCUACAUUGGGAUAUGCUCAAGCCGCCCAAGACAAGCGAGUUAUUGCUUUCAUUGGUGACGGGAGCUUUCAGGUUACUGCUCAAGAUGUUUCAACAAUGAUCCGCUGCGGGCAAAGGACCAUAAUAUUCCUUAUUAACAAUGGUGGAUAUACAAUCGAAGUCGAGAUUCAUGACGGCCCCUAUAAUGUGAUUAAGAACUGGGACUAUACAGGCUUUAUUAAGGCCAUCCAUAAUGGUCAAGGAAAAUGUUGGACGGCCAAGGUCCGAACAGAAGAACAGCUGAUUGAGGCGAUAGCAACUGCUACUUCAGAUGAAUACAAGGAUUCGCUUUGUUUUAUCGAAAUCAUAGUGCACAAGGACGAUACAAGCAAAGAACUGUUGGAAUGGGGAUCUCGUGUUGCCUCUGCCAACAGCCGGCCUCCGAAUCCUCAGUAGUGCUUGAUUUAGCCGGCUUUUCAUCUACCACGACGAGGUGUACUGACUGUUGUAGGGGAUCUGUAGUGACACUAAAUAAAGAGAAUAGUUAAAGACAUAAGAAAAUAAGUACUCCGUACCAAAGAUAGAUUUUAUAUGGCGUUUGUAUGUAAAUAAAUGUAGAAAGUCAGACUUUUAGUUGGUAAUCUGGGAUAUAUGAAGUAAGAAUAGUUGCUUGGUAGUCUGAGAGGACAUGUACGAAAAACCAGGCAAUGUUUGUUUUGUAA
Molecule: messenger RNA, 2286 nt
Organism: Spinacia oleracea (spinach)
Lineage: Eukaryota; Viridiplantae; Streptophyta; Magnoliopsida; Caryophyllales; Amaranthaceae
Product: pyruvate decarboxylase 1
Exons: 7
Coding region: 269-2020 (583 amino acids)
Cellular component (GO): cytosol
Molecular function (GO): magnesium ion binding; thiamine pyrophosphate binding; pyruvate decarboxylase activity
Source: RefSeq, a predicted model, not a curated record